This is a messenger RNA of Lineus longissimus, 5167 nucleotides long. RefSeq names its product glutamate receptor ionotropic, kainate 2-like. NCBI's taxonomy places the organism in Eukaryota, Metazoa, Nemertea, Pilidiophora, Heteronemertea, Lineidae. Gene Ontology annotation, cellular component: postsynaptic density membrane; plasma membrane. Gene Ontology annotation, biological process: synaptic transmission, glutamatergic; monoatomic ion transport; modulation of chemical synaptic transmission. The transcript has 19 exons. Gene Ontology annotation, molecular function: glutamate receptor activity; transmitter-gated monoatomic ion channel activity involved in regulation of postsynaptic membrane potential. Bases 455 to 3409 code for a protein of 984 amino acids. The record is from RefSeq and is a predicted model, not a curated record.
GGACUGUGAAAUUCAAACAUAAACCACUUCGUCACCGAUCGAGGUCACUCCACCUGGUGCACACAGAUAAGAUUUUAGCCGAGCUCUUAGCAUGCUUGGUGAUUCAUUUACUGCCUCAGCAACCACUGAUGAAGGACUUACGUGUCGCUAGUGAUAACGGCGACGGCAGAUAGAGGAGCGAGUGCAUACAGGGUGCAUUCGACCGUGGAAUAUCCAUUUGGGUUUCGUGUCAUUAUUUCUAUGGAAUUUACUUCACAUCCAUCACUUUGGAAUAUAAUAUCACCAGGAUUUUAACAUUUGUAAUGGUUUUCAUUGAUGUACAGUGUGGCCUGCUGAUGGAAGUCCGGCUUUAGAUUAGCGACAUCAUCAGCUGAGGAGAUUUGCUCACGAUUAGGUAUUAAGCUAACAUGACGAAGAAAUCCUGAAGGAGCUCCACUCACUCAAGACAAAAACAAUGUCUUCCGUUUAUGAGAUUCUGUUAAGGAACGUAUGGAUCGGGUUACUGUUGUACAUAUGGAAUACAAAUACUGGGAAGGGACAACCAGCCAGGAUACGAAUAGGUGGUUUAUUUGACUAUGAUAAUCUUGGCCAGGAGCUGGCGUUUAAAUAUGCAACAGACAGUAUAAAUGUUCGGCGUGAUAUCUUGCCCAAGACUAUGCUGGUGGCCGAACUUGCUCAGGUACCAACACAGGACAGCUUCCAUGCUGCAAGAAAAGUUUGUAAUAUGUUAAGAAACGGGGUAGCCACCAUCUUUGGACCACAGUCUAGUUUGUCAGCUGCGCAUGUGCAAUCAAUCUGUGACUCUAUGGAGAUUCCACACAUAGAAGCCAAGUGGGGAUUCCACAGUUAUAAGGAUUAUUAUUCUAUUAAUUUAUUUCCACAUUAUUCAGCAUUAAGUCGUGCCUAUAAGGAUUUAGUUAAGGCAUUUGAUUGGCCGAGUUUUACUAUUUUAUAUGAAAAUAAUGAUGGUUUAAUACGGCUACAGGGCUUACUAAAUAAUCGUUCAAAUAAGCGUUUAGCAAUAACGGUUCGUAAGCUAGACCCUGAUAGCGGUGACUUUAGACCGGUGCUAAAGGAGAUUAGAGAUAGACUAGAGACGAGGAUUAUCGUGGACUGCAGUACUAAGUUAGUUAAACAAAUACUUAGAGAGGCUGAUUCGCAGGGCAUGAUGAAGCAUUACUACCAUUACUUAUUCACAACAUUAGAUCUUGGUCUGAUCGACAUGUCAGAUUUUCAUCACGAAGGGGCCAAUAUUACAGCUUUCCGAUUGGUCAAUCCAGAUAACCCACUAGUUGUUGACGUCAUCAGUGACUGGAUCAUUGAGGAACACAAUUCGGGUACUUCACCGCUAGAGGGCAAAAGGGGGAUAGAGGAAGUAAAAACCAUGAUCAUGCCACUCAAUUUCACGACGGACACUGCCCUGAUCUACGAUGCCGUCCAUCUUUUUGCCAAGGCUCUUAACAACCUGACUCAUGCCGUAACUGUCGAACCAAGGUCACUAUCAUGUAGCUUAAAGGACAGUUGGGAACAGGGCAGUUCCUUAUUCAAUUAUAUGAAAAUGACUGAAUUCGAUGGCUUAACCGGUCAUGUCAAGUUUGACGGCAAGGGGCUGCGGACAACAUUCUCUCUCCAGCUUGUGGAGAUACAGAACGACGGGAGCACAAAACAACUUGGUGAUUGGACUGCAUUCGACGGGUACAAUGGUACAGUUUUUCCAGAACAGGACGAGCAGGAGGCCAGAAGAGAAAUUGCUCAGGCACUUAAUACAAAUCAUACCUUUCGUGUUGUAACCCACUUGGAUUCCCCAUUCGUUUUCUUCAACACGCAUGAUGAUUUUGGCCGCGAACUUCACGGGAACGACAGAUUCAGUGGUUACUGCAUAGAUCUGCUAAAAGAAAUUGCCAAAAUCGUGCCCAACUUUAAAUACGAGAUUCAUAUUGUUUACGAUGGGAACUACGGGUCUCCCGUUGAUUCUAAUAAUCCCGGAACGACCAAGUGGAACGGUAUGGUCGGGGAACUGAUAGAGAAGAAAGCAGACCUCGCAGUUGCUUCCUUAACCAUCAGUUACAUCCGCGAAAAGGUCAUCGACUUCACGAAACCCUUCAUGAAUCUUGGCAUCAGCAUCUUAUUCAAAAGACCAGAGAAGAAAAAUCCGGAACUUUUCAGUUUCUUAUCACCGCUUUCCCUCGAUGUCUGGCUGUACAUGCUAAUCGCCUACCUCGUGGUGAGCUUCUUGCUGUUUGUCUUGGCCCGGUUUAGUCCCUAUGAAUGGUACAAUCCACAUCCGUGCAACCCCGACUCGGACAUCGUGGAGAAUCAGUUUACCAUCAUGAACAGUUUGUGGUUCACCAUAGGCUCUCUUAUGCAACAGGGUAUCACUUUGCAUCCACGCGGGAUCUUUUGUUUAUCGCAUUCUCUCUCUUUGAUGACUCAAGGGCCCAUAGGAUCCGAGGUAGCGCCGCGGGCCUACUCGACCAGGAUCUGCAGCGGGAUAUGGUGGUUCUUCACCCUAAUCAUGAUCUCUUCCUACACCGCCAACUUAGCCGCCUUCCUAACUGUGGAGAGAAUGAUUUCUCCAAUCCAGAGUGCCGAAGAUCUGUCCAAACAAACUGAUAUCAAAUAUGGAACUAUUAUUAAUGGCUCUACGUAUACUUUCUUUAAGACUUCAAAGAUCGCCACCUACGAGAGGAUGUGGAACUUCAUGAGCAGCCAGCCAGAGAGUGUUUUCGUGAACUCCACCACCCAGGGCAUAGAAAAAGUGCACCAAGGAGGCUAUGCCUAUCUGCUUGAGUCAACAAUGAACGAAUACUUUACCCAGAGGCAGUGUGACUUGAUGAUGGUGGGAGGCUUGUUGGACUCCAAGGGCUAUGGUAUAGGGACACCGAGAGGUUCUCCCUACCGAGAUAUCUUAUCUGACGCCAUAUUACGGCUACAAGAAGAACAAAAACUCCAACUCCUGUACAAUGAAUGGUGGAAGGAGAAAAGCGGGGGCGGAAAAUGUGAUAACACCGACCCCAACAACAAAGACGCCAACGAACUUGGCGUGGAGAAUGUUGGUGGUGUAUUUGUUGUGUUGCUAGGGGGCCUCGCUCUCUCCACCAUUGUUGCUAUCGGCGAGUUCAUCUGGAAGGCGAGGAAGAACGCUGAUGAAGACAAGGUAAGGAGGCAUGAAUCGCUGUGUUCGGAGAUGGGAACCGAAUUACGGUUCGCACUGCAGUGCAUGGGGUCCUCGAAGAAGCCAGCCCGAAAACGGCGGUCACCGCAAGCAGAUAUGAUGGAUAACGGACUUAAUCUACAUGUGCCCCUGACUGGCAUGCUGUCAGGCCCUGGGCCUGGGGUAUCAGGAGCGUACCAUGGAGCACAUGGAUCACAUCAUACCGCCGUCCCAGGAAAGGAGUUGUAUGCUUGAAACACGUUCCAAAAAUCAUUCAGUACUAGAAAUAAUAAAAUCGAGAUGGAAAGUGAAUUUCUUUUUCACAACAAGGAAAUGAAUUUAUGGCUACGGCCAUGACAGGGUAGGAUGGAUAUAUGGGACGCAGGAAUCAUUCUCGACAUGCGCCUUAAUUAGGAUUCCAUCUGAUGUUACCUGAUGCUGUUGCAAUUACUGUGUACUGGCUGGCGAGAGGGGGCGGCAAAAGUUGUAAGGGGUCGAGGGGACAUGUUUGAGAAGGCAAAGGAAAGUAAGAGAGGGUCCUUUUUCCAAAAUUAAGGGACCAAAAGGAAUUCCCUUGAGACAUUCAUUCAUAUAAGAAUCAGAAGAUGUCGAUUUUCAGACUUGCCUUCUGCUAUCGCUCAAAUUGACAAAUAACAUAUACUAACAAUGUAUGUAAAUAACAUGCCUGGGAUCAUUUGAUUUUCAAAAGGAACAGCUGUUAAGCGCUUUAAUUUGUAAAUGACUAGCUGUAGCUUGAUGAGCAGACAUGUACCGAGGUGACAAGACGCUACUACUUCUUCUGUGUCCAGUCUGCAUAAACUAUUAUUAGGCCUACAUGUAUCAGUCCUGUGGCGGAGAUGAAGCCGCUGGUCGUUUGGAGGGUCUGCAUGCUGUGUUAUCCCACAAGGCUAUACAACAUGGCUCAUCCAGUGUAGACCACAAACUAAAUUACGAUAAUCAUUGUAAAAAUCUCAUUGGAGGUAAUCGACUUACUACCAAUCAUUUUUAUAUAUCUGUAUAUUGUAAGUUUUCAUCCCAAUUGCAUCUAUACUGGUAUACGUCACUCUACUUACAUCCACUCAUAUACUGUAAAUAUAGAUAAACGCGCACAAAGUUAGUUUUGUGAAACGUCUGUGGCGUUAUGGACUUGUAUCAGAUGGUGUCGGUUCUGUGUUGUCUAUUUUUCCAUAGAAUCUCUUGUCCGACACAGGCUUGCAUAAUAUAAAACACUGCCAUCUUUAAUUUUUUGGUAAAAAGUGCUGAUAUAGUACAUAGUACACAAUUCUUAAUUAUUACUUUAACAUAUAAAUGAUCAAUUUAUUUGACAAUGUGCACUAUUGGGUGUAGGGAAAUUCAAUAAGGACGGGGACGUGCUUGGGGUGAUUGUGUUUUGGUGUCGUCCUGUUGUACUCUUUUCUGUUUCCUUUCGUGGCGUUUGAUUAUUGACUGUCGAGGUAUCUCAUACCCCACCGGCAUCUUCAUAUUUGGACUAAGCGUACCAAGGGCAUAGGAAGUCAAAGCCUCGACCGGAGGAUGAAAUGGUAUUGUCGGGACUUCGAACACCAAUAGCGGCGGGCCGCAGUCUUGCAUGGUUCUCAUGAGCCAUUAACAUGUGCCAUAUUAUACCUACUAUCAUAAAAGAAACGUUUCUGCGGCAUAUUCUUCCUAAGAACGCUACCUGUAGACUUAAAAUCUUAAUAGUGUUGCAUUCAUGAAGUGCGCCUUAUUCUAUGUAGGCUAUCAACAGUUUCGUCAAUUAUUAUCCUUUCGUGAGCCAUCUACCUUUUUGUUGUUGUGAUUGAAAAACUUUAAAUAUCGAACUCAAACUAUGAAACACCUAUACUUGGCGGAUUUUAUGAAUGCCUCUUAAAGUAAAGUCCGCGGGUAAAAUAUAAAUUUAUUCGUUCCAAAAUGCUGCCUGUAAGAUAUUAGAUGUGCUAUGAUUUUCAAGAAGACAUUUUAUAUAUUAUGUGAAUGCCGCAUCGUUCGACUGCCGGUAUUAAAUUGUAAAUA